AAGAUUUUCUUCGCAGCAAGCUGGUCCACAUCUACAAUUCUCUCUCUCUCUCUCUCUCUCUCUUCGCUCGCCUCUUCUCCUUCUCCUCUUGUGGUGGUUAAAUUCUCUCUACCAUCUGACCGUUUCUUCACUCAUAAAUCGAAGCGAAGAGAUUCACUGGGGCACGUUUGGACCUGAGUUUUAUAAAUCUCGUGGAGGUUGCAAUCACUGCAAAGAGAGUAUCCUCAUUUAGUGAAAAAAAAGAUGUUGAUUCCAGUGCAAAUUUGGUCUAUGGACCGUGGUGGUCAGAGGUAUGGAAACUGAUGAUUGGGAGAUGAUCUAAUCUAAUCUAAUCUGGAGCAAAAGAAAAGCCGACGUUUGUGUAUAUUUUUGUAGAUAAUUAGGCUUUUUUUAAAAGGGAUUUGAUUUGAUUUGAUUGAUUGGUCGAUCAUAAUGGCUAUUGCUGGCCUGCAAAACAUUUUGGCCAUCAAUUCAUCCUUCCCUCGGGACACUAGACAAAUGGAAACCGAAGGAAGACCGGGCGGCGUCCGUGCAUCCUCCCUCCUCCAGAUGUGGAGGGAACUCGAGGAUGACCACGUGACGACGGGUCAUCCCCGUGACAGAAGGAGUCGCCCUUCUUCCCCUUCUUCUAAUACUCUGAGGGGAAACGACAGUAAUAUUAGUUCACAUGAUGUUAAUUUGGGUGAGAGUGAGCUUGGUGGAUGCUCCCCUACCCGGAGUCAUAACUCGAGCGAGGAUCACAGCGAGCACUCUUCAGAUCUGGGGAUGGUUGAGAGAGAAAGAGUUAGACAGAUCUUUCGUGAGUGGAUGAGCUCUGGGACGGGUGAGCAAUCGUCUGCUCCUUCGCCUACCACUAACGGCGCGAGAGCGGAAUGGCUUGGUGAAACUGAGCAGGAAAGGGUGAGGAUCAUUAGGGAGAUGGUUCAGAUGAAUAGCCAGCAGAGGCCUGUGAUUGGUGGUGAUUCCAGGGAAGAUCAAACUCCUGCUGAAGUUGCUAACCAGAUUGAAAGAGUGCUUGAUGGAGGGAUGGUUGUGAAUGCGAACUGCGUUCAGAACGAGCAUGCUAGAAGAGGCAUACGCAAGUUAUGUGGUCGGCAAGUGUGGGUGGAUAUGUUGAAAAUGGCUGAGAGGGAAAGGCAAAGAGAGCUGCAGGGGUUGAUGCAGCAUCAUGCUGUUUCGAACUUUGCUCAUCGCAACCGCAUUCAGGCAUUGCUAAGGGGAAGGUUCUUGCGAAAUGGUGUCAAGGAUGAUAAAGAGAAACCAACAUCAUCUGCAGCUACUGAGUUGGGCUUUCUGAGAGAGAGGCAGACUGUAUCUGAGCUGAGGGAGGAAUUUAUAUCCAGACUAGACCGGUCAGUCUCUGGUCAAGCGAGCACUAGUCACUCGGAAACCUCAUCGGACACUGAAACAGAUGAUAGUAGAGGUGAAGAAGAAAACAAUUUAAAUUGUCAAGAUAACAUCAAUGAUGCAGACGGCGGUUCAGAUCAUAAUCGCAGAGAGGCUGACAGCCAUAAUUCGCUGGAUGAAGUAACUGAUUCUAGACGCUCUAAUAAUCGGAGUACAAGUCUGGAAGAAAGGACCGCACGUGUAGAAGGCUGGCAGGGGCAGCUUCCUGAGAAUAUUAUUCAAAGCGAAUGGCAACGGUCGGAAGGUGAUGAAUUUUCUCAAAGGAGAAAUGAUGCUGAAGCAGACCUGAGUAGCCAUCAAAGGGAGGACGCUACUAGCUGCUCAUCUUCUUCUAUUCUGGGAGGUGAGAACAGACAUGGCGGCCAUUUGCAAGAAACUAGCGAGAUAUUUUAUGAACAGUCUCUGCAAAGUCCAGAAGAAAUUGCCACUACCGGACCGACAAUAGAUCUCCAGGAGCAUCUGCCUGAGAACAUCAAUCUAACUUUCACCCUAGAGGAACAGUCUGAGGAGGAGAUUCUGGAAAAUGAAGAAGCCGAUUGGCAACUUAUCAACGGUGAAUGGAGAGAUGAUGCUGAAGAGGAGGCAGGUACAAACGUUUCCGAGAGUUUUCCAAAUCAGUUGUCCCAGGUAUCAUCCGUGGAUGAAGACGGAGAAGCCCAUGGUCCACUACAACCCACGGAGAUGCAGGCUGAUGAUUCUGAUCUUCAGAGCACACUACAAGACUGGUCUGAGGAGGAACAUUCUGAUGAGGAUACGGUCUCAAUUGGAAGGGCUGCCACAUUUUUUCCUCCGGACGAUGAUAAUGAGAACAUGGAACUCAGAGAACUCUCGAGCAGGAGACGUGUUUCAAAUCUUCUUCAAAGCGGGUUUAGGGAAAAUCUUGACCAGUUGAUACAAUCUUACGUGGACAGGCGAAGCCGAGAUCCUGUCGACUGGGAAGAACACGAGGACCCUUCAUUAGUAGAUGAACACACAGAACAGCAAGCUGAUGCUCAGAGUGAUGGUGGUGGUGGUCAAGAAAUCGAUGCUGUUGAAUCUCCUCCUUUAUCUCUACCCUCUCCAGUGAUUCCUGUUCAGGAUUUCUGGGACCAUGAUCGAUCCAAUUCAAGCUGGCCGGCACGUGAUAUGCAUGAGCGCAUUGGAAUGGAUUGGGACUCGAUCAACGAUCUGAGGAUCGACAUGGGAAGGAUACAUCAAAGGAUGGAUAACCUGCAGAGGAUGCUGGAGGCUUGCAUGGAAAUGCAACUCGAGCUACAACGGUCUAUAAGACAAGAGGUCUCUGCGGCGAUGCACCGCUCAGCAGACUCAUCAGGUUCAUCAUCCAAGGAGGCUGAGAGCUACGAGUCAAAAUGGGAAUACGUAAGGAAAGGGAUCUGCUGCAUUUGCUGCGAGAGUAACAUUGAUUCCUUAUUGUACAGAUGCGGACAUAUGAACACUUGCGAGAAGUGUGCAAAGAAGCUAGUGGAGGCUGGAGGAAAAUGUCCCAUGUGUCAAGCCCCUGUGGUUGAGGCAGUUCGUGCUUACUCUAUACUCUGACCUCUUUCUCUCUCUCUUUCGGUCCUAGCAUUUGGCUCCAAACUCUGCUUCAGAUUGCUUAUCAGAUUCUGGGUUUUACUGAUACCAAAUGUCUUUUAUCUUUCUCGUGAUUUAUAUAGCUUUAGAUAUAACUCUGAUUCACUUGGCUCACACACUUCUUAACUAUGUUUAUACACAAGAUUCAAUAGAUAUUGUUACAGCGUA
This is a messenger RNA of Raphanus sativus (radish), 3147 nucleotides long. RefSeq lists its product as uncharacterized. The coding region runs from base 433 to 2943 and encodes 836 amino acids. The transcript has 8 exons. Lineage: Eukaryota; Viridiplantae; Streptophyta; Magnoliopsida; Brassicales; Brassicaceae. The record is from RefSeq and is a predicted model, not a curated record.